Molecule: messenger RNA, 2160 nt
Organism: Echinops telfairi (small Madagascar hedgehog)
Lineage: Eukaryota; Metazoa; Chordata; Mammalia; Afrosoricida; Tenrecidae
Gene: ZNF35
Product: zinc finger protein 35
Exons: 5
Coding region: 453-2060 (535 amino acids)
Biological process (GO): regulation of transcription by RNA polymerase II
Molecular function (GO): DNA-binding transcription factor activity; RNA polymerase II cis-regulatory region sequence-specific DNA binding
Source: RefSeq, a predicted model, not a curated record
CCCGCUGCCCUCCUGCUUCGGAGCCCGUGAGCUCCAGCCGAGCUUUCCCGCGGUGCACGGUCUCACUGGAUACUUGGGGAGAUAGGAGAAAUACAAAAAUCAAACCAACGAAAGGAAAAUCAAACCUUGGGCCGCAAACCGGUUGGUUCCUUCCAGUUGAGCCCCUUCCUGGGAUCUGAUUACACUGAAUCAGCACCUCCUUCUGAGCGAGAUCCCUCGGCGAUCCCGAUUCUGUGUAUCUGCUGGAAAGUCAACUGCGCAGCCGAAGGUAGAAGCCCAGUUCAAAACUACCUGUCACGGCACCACCCAGAGACAACUGCUCCGAACAACACUGGACGCUUCUCAUCCUAGGAAGAAACUCGAGAAGAAGUUUUUGAGACGUAAAGAUUAGAUGGGGCUUGACCUCUGCUGGGCAGCCCCCAGCUGUAGAAGUUCCCAACUGAGCUGGGAAGAUGACUGCAGACGUGAGAGAGACCGUGGCCUUGGCCCCUUGGGGCUCAGUGACAGUGAAAGAGGAGGAGGACGAAGAAGAGAGGCUCCUGCGUCAGGCCCCCAGGCCACAGCUGUGCUCUGACCACAUCAAAGUCUGGGCCCCCGGGGAGGGUCUUCGGACAGGCCUGGAUGGAUCAGAACAGGAGGAGAAGGGUCAGAACGUGUUCUGGGACAUGGCAGUGGUUCUGAAAGCAAGGAAGGAGGCACCUGCUGGAUCACUCCCUGGCGACUACUCAUUACCUGGGGCCCACGGAGUAUCUGCUCAGGUGAUCAUGGGCAAGAGUGAGAGACUGGAGCCUCCGGGAGACAUGACUUCUCUAGGUGCUGAAAUCAGAAGCACACCAUCAUUGGUUUUGAAAACCGAGAUGUGUGAUGAAACAGAAAAACCAUUUAUUCUGUUAGGAAGAAUCCAGAAAGCUGACCCCGGAGAACUUGAGUUAGGAGAAACCUGUGAAGAGGGGAACACGUUAAAGAAACAAAGAAUCAAGAGGGAAAAGAAAGAUUUCAGACAAGUGACAGUGAAAGAGUGCCACUCACCUGACAGCUUCAAAGAAGAAGGAGACCAGAAGUGUCACAUCCCUAGGGAAAGACACGGCCUUAGUUCUGACCCUGUUAAGAAUCAGAAAAUCCAACCGGGGCAGAAGCCCUUUACCUGUAGCGUGUGCGGGAAGGGCUUUAGUCAGAGUGCAAACCUUGUUGUGCAUCAGCGAAUCCACACCGGGGAGAAGCCUUUUGAAUGUCACGAGUGCGGAAAGGCCUUUAUUCAGAGUGCAAACCUCGUUGUGCACCAGAGAAUCCACACUGGACAGAAACCGUAUGUUUGUUCAAAAUGUGGGAAAGCCUUCACUCAGAGUUCAAAUCUGACUGUGCAUCAGAAAAUUCACUCCUUAGAGAAAACCUUUAAGUGCAGUGAGUGUGAGAAAGCCUUCAGUUACAGCUCUCAGCUUGCUCGGCACCAGAAAGUGCACAUCACCGAAAAGUGCUAUGAGUGCAAUGAGUGUGGGAAAACAUUUACUCGGAGCUCCAACCUCAUCGUCCACCAGCGGAUCCACACUGGGGAGAAGCCCUUUGCCUGUAAUGACUGUGGCAAAGCCUUCACCCAGAGUGCUAAUCUUAUCGUGCAUCAGCGAAGCCAUACUGGUGAGAAGCCAUAUGAGUGUAAAGAGUGUGGGAAAGCCUUUAGCUGUUUUUCACAUCUCAUUGUGCACCAGAGAAUUCACACUGCAGAGAAGCCAUACGACUGCAGUGAGUGUGGGAAAGCCUUCAGUCAGCUCUCUUGCCUUAUUGUCCACCAGAGGAUUCACAGCGGAGACCUUCCUUACGUGUGUAAUGAGUGUGGAAAGGCCUUUACGUGUAGCUCAUACCUGCUUAUUCACCAGAGAAUCCACAAUGGGGAGAAGCCUUACACAUGCAGUGAAUGUGGCAAGGCCUUUAGACAGAGGUCAAGCCUCACUGUACACCAGAGAACCCACACUGGGGAGAAGCCCUACGAGUGUGCCAGGUGUGGUGCGGCUUUCAUUUCUAACUCUCACCUGAUGAGACAUCACAGAACCCACCUAGUUGAGUAACACUGAUGGAGAGACCUUCCUCUAGGCCAGGGGUUCUCAACCUGUGGGUCGCGGCCCAUUUUGGGGGUCGAACGGCCCUUUCACAGGAGUUACCCCAUUC